This is a messenger RNA of Cydia pomonella (codling moth), 4642 nucleotides long. It is a transcript of the gene Sir-1, whose product is annotated as SID1 transmembrane family member 1-like. NCBI's taxonomy places the organism in Eukaryota, Metazoa, Arthropoda, Insecta, Lepidoptera, Tortricidae. The record is from RefSeq and is a predicted model, not a curated record. The coding region runs from base 206 to 2581 and encodes 791 amino acids. Gene Ontology annotation, cellular component: membrane. The transcript has 21 exons.
AUAAAACACUUAAAAAAUCCUAAUUAAAAAGAGAUACUUCAUUUUAUAAAUCAAUUCCGAACGGUCCCUUGACAGUAUCUGUCACUGUCACAAUGACAUUGACAUGACUUCUUCCAGUUAUUUUAUUCGCAAAAGGCGUUGAGCGGUGUACCCUGCGCCUCUUUAUCUUUAAUAAAUGAGCUAUAAUAUAGUUUAAGUGCAAGAAAUGCUUACAAAAUUGUUAAUUGUGAGUGUGGUUUUAUAUGGAUUACUCAACUGUAGAGUUCAGAGCAGUUUUUUCGCUGAAAAUGGGACUAAAAGGAAUUUUGUUUACAAUGUGUACGAAUAUGAUACCCUCAUCAACAUCACAGUGAACUCAACGACCGAACAAAUCUUGGACUUCAAUGAGACAUCAGAUAAAUGGCGCCAUCUACCGACACGCGUGCACGUGUCUACCACCGAUGCCGUCGACGGCGAUCAUCCAGUGUUCGUCACCGCCACACAACAGAAAGGAGUAUCGUCAUGGGAGCUCCCUCUAGUGGUACAAACUAGUAACUGGCGAUGGCGAACUAAUGACAUGGCGCGCACGCUCUGUCCACAUGACGCCGGGCCUAACGUGACGACGGUGAAUCGGCCAACGAUACAAAUAACCACGUCUAACCCCACCGACGUACCCGUCGCCAUUAAACUGCGGCGGGUCAGCGACUUCUUCAUAGAGGUGGAUAAGGAAGUGUAUUUGAACGUCACGCCGAGCUCUCCAAAGUAUUACUACUUCUCGUUCGACAGCGACCCGCCGCCCAAUAAUACAAGAACGACAGAUCUCCAGCUGCCCUCACUCAGGUUUAAUUACACGAUUCCAAAGAGUGUGAUUCUGAUCGCGGAGUCUGAUGAUGACAUCUGCGCUGUCAUCUCCAUACAGAACAACUCUUGUCCAGUGUUUGACAAUGAGCAAGAUGUCAACUACCAGGGCUACCAUCUUACCAUGAUGAAUAAAGGGGGGAUUACACUUACCCAAUCGAUGUUCCCAGUGGGUUUCUACGUGGUGUUCAUAGUGAAACAGGGCGAUGAGGACUGCACGGGAGCGAGCGAGACGUUAAAGGAAUACAAUAUGGGAGCUGAGAGAGUUAAGAAUUUCAGGUUCCGUAUAAUAGCCACCAUCUCAUACGCGGAAUAUGUGGUGGCUGCCCUCGUCGUGUUAGCAGUCCUCAUGCUGCUUCUGGCGCUAACUGCACUUAUCUCCUGCUUCACCACCAAAUGUACAGAGCAAGUGGUCAUAAUAGACGAAGAACCAGCGCCAUCUACCUCUCGAGGGCCUAAUGACGAAACGCCACUAUUUGCAGAUAAAAUACCAAGAUCGGACUCAUUUUCUUCGGACGGCUCGGAGCCCAGAGAACUAGUGCUAGCGCUGCCCCUCACGGUCGCGGGGCUCAACCGCCGCCACACAUACGCACGCCGCUCUGACCGAUAUUUCUGGAGCGCCCUGACAGUAGCCGUGGUGUAUGCACUGCCAGUUGUACAACUACUAUUUAUGUACCAACGGAUGGUCUUCCAAACCGGCAACCAAGACCUGUGCUACUACAACUUCUUCUGUGCGCACCCGCUGGGCCCCCUCGCGGACUUCAACCACGUCUACUCCAACAUCGGCUACGUUCUGCUAGGCGUAGCCUUCAUGGCUCAGGUCAGGAUACGACAGGUGGCGCAGAGGAAAAAACAGGAUGCGGCAUUGGGCAUCCCUCCCCACCACGGGAUCUUCUAUUCCAUGGGGCUGGCUCUCAGCAUGGAGGGCAUACUCUCUGCCUGCUACCACUUGUGCCCCAACAAGAUGAACUUCCAAUUUGAUUCGUCGUUCAUGUACGUGAUAGCGGUACUGUGCAUGAUCAAGCUGUACCAGAACCGUCAUCCGGACGUCAACGCGAACGCGCACUCGACGUUUAUGCUGUUGGCUGUUGUUAUGACAAUUGGUCUAUUCGGGAUCAUGUACCCGAGCGUAUAUUUCUGGGUGUUCUUCACGAUCCUCCACCUCACCACCUGCUUCAUGUUGACCAUGAAGAUAUACUACGUCGGUCAAUUUAAAUUCGAGCGAGCAGUGUUCGGGCGAGCUAUAGAUGCCCUCAAGUCUCGGGAAGGCAGUAUAAUCACAUUUCUACGACCAUCUUAUGGUGCUCGUGCUAUUCUUCUCGCCGUCGCUAAUGUUGCAAACUGGGCGCUGGCCGCUUAUGGCAUGUACGAACACAACAAGGACUUGGCGCGCCAUCUACUGGCCAUCCUCAUGGGCAACACCGUGCUCUACCUCCUGGGUUACGUCAUUAUGAAACUUGUCAAUAAAGAAAAGGUGCCGGUGCGGGCGUGGAUAUUCUGCGCUCUGGCGCAUCUCUGCUGGAUCGUGGCCAUAUACUUGUUCCUCGACGGACACACGCGGUGGGCGGACACGCCGGCGCAGUCCCGGCGCCGCAACGCCGUGUGCUCGUCGCUGCAGGUCUUCGACAGCCACGAUCUCUGGCACGCGGCGUCCGCGGCCGCCCUGUACCUGUCCUUCAACAUGUUGCUGACUAUAGAUGACCCGUUAGCUGACACCCCUAGGGAACUCAUACCCGUGUUUUAAUCGAGGUUUAUUCAAAUAGUGAUGACAACAUUUGAUACACGAUAACUUGAGUAUUCCUCAUCAGAUGUUCAUGGAAUUUGGCAGGAACGUAGCUCAAAUAAAUACUAUUUUUUAAGUUCAAAUUUGAAGUAAAUAGACCUGGUGGUUAGAGAGAGAAAAAUUAUGUAUGUGACUAUGUGUCGCGACGUGAGUUCAAGGUGAACUACUACAAUGUUUGACAGCCACGAUCUUUAGCACGCGGCGUCCGCGACGACCGUUUCCUUGGUCUUCAAUAUGUUGUUACCUAUAGAUGACCCAUUAGCUGACACCCCUAGGGAACUCAUACCUGUAUUUUAAUCGAGGUUUUAUCAACUAGGAGUGACAAAGUUUGUUACACGAUAUCUUGAGUAUUUUUCGCCCGGUAAUCAUGAAAUUUGGCAGGAAAGUAGUUCGGAUAAAUACUAUUUUUAAGUUCGAAUUAUAAGAGUCACGGUCCUAUAGUAAUUACUUACAAAAAAAUCAAUUACUUGAUCAUUCAGUCAGUUGUCAUUUCGAUUCAUAUUUCUCUUUCUUCAUUUAAGAGCAUGGCUCUUGUCGGUGGAGUAGACGCCAGUUUUCGCCCUCGGCCAAGUUCUUUAGGUCCCUGUAAAACACGACAUUUGCUUUUCCUUUUAGUUUCUGCGUAUAACUUGCUCGUGGUUUUCCUCUUCCUCUUCUACCUUCGAUCUUACCUUCCAAAGAUGAGAAGCAUAUUUAUGACCCGGUAAAGAUUUUUUCACCUCAGCAGCUCGAACAAGCCUACUUUCGUUAAUUCGGGGAGUGACGAAAGUGCGACUUUCCUCAGUCCAGGGAGUGAGACAAGCUUUCGUCAUAAUGAUGAUGCCUUUCAUUCAUGAAUGUAAAUAAAUGUGGUUAACUUUACUUGAUGUUGAAUUUAACCUAUAAUAUGUUCUCACUGCUGAGGUGAAAAGUUGUAUGUGUCACACGAGAGCAAAGUUAUUUUACAUCUCGCAAGAAAACCAACUUUGCUCUCUUGUUGCACAAAUAACUAUUUUUAGUUUAUCGAUUUUUUUGUGACUCGCCGGCCAAACUAUGGUGCCAUUAGGCCCGAUGAUGGACAAAGUAUGAUCUAUAGUAUUUUUAGGUGCUUAAAUUAAUUGUUGCUCAUAGUCAUAGUUUUUGUAUUAUAUCAGUUUUUAUGUAGUUUUUUAGCCUUAAGACAUCUAAGUGAUCGAUCAACUUAAACCUGGACUCCUGUAGUAGCCAAUGUGAAAACCAAAAAAUGUAAGUAUGAAAUCAAAUCUGACUGAAGGUAAAUAAUGAACGUAAGCUCGCAUCUCAAUAUCGUUUCAGUGCUGAAAUACGAGGUUUCUAAGAUUUGACAGAUUUUUUUUUUAGUUCGAUGUAAGGAAUUGACAGAUACGAAAGAAAAUCUUAUGUUAUAAAUAUAAGAUCGUUUCAAGUUGUAAGAUUGUGUUUUAAGUAGUUGCAAAAAAUAAAUAAUUAUUGAUUGUAAUGUAAUGACGAUGAGACGUAAAGUCUAAGAAACUCGUGCCUUCUAGUUUGACAGAUGAAAAAUCUGACACGGUACUGUCAAUCUUGACAACCUAAUCUACCGUAUAAUGAAACUCAUAUAUCGUCGGGUGACAAGCAAAACUCACUAAUUACUAAAAAAAUAAUUAAACAAAUAUCAACCUUAAAUUAGUAUUACUAUGGUUCAUUAUGGCUAUCAACUUAUGGUGGUAAUAAUUAAAUAAAUUAGUGAGUUUUGCUUGUCACCUGACGAUAUAUAAUAUUCCUAAAGAUGGAGUCUAAGCCAGCUGUCACCGUAGCCUCACACACACACACACACAUUUUUAUGUACAAUUAACAAUAAGGAACCAGAUGCUGUGGCCAUGUCGAUAAAGUCAUAUCGAUAAACUAUCGGCAUUUUUGCAAUAAUUUUACCUAAAAGGAUUAACUACCUAAAAUGAACAGAUAACCAUUAUAACACAACUUUAUAUGUUCUUAUGAACCAGUAAGAUAUUGUGAGAUCGAUAUUACAAUAAUCAACGGCGAAAAUCCAUGGUACACCGGCGAAAA